GGAGCUACCUCCUUACUCUCUAGAGUUUGAUUUGGGUCAACAAGAGAGAUCCAUAAUUUGUUCUUUGCAUUUGUACUAACAUAAAUUUUCUGGUGCUUUAGUUGCAGGCACAAUCUCAUGUCCUUGGAAACUCAGCCUUGAAACUGACUUUACAAUGAAACAAUUUCAGGGAUAAGCAUCCUUGAAUUUGAACCUAUAAAUACACCCUGCUUGAACCACUGUCAAUCACAUCAUCAAGUUUCAAAAAAUAAAAACUUGUUAGCCCAAAUAGAGCUUAGCCAUCUCCUUUUUUGCUGAUAUAUAUCCAAUGGGUGUGACCACUUGCAGUGAUGAGUUCACUUCUCCAAUUCCUCCAGCCAGGCUAUUCAAAGCCUUGAUUGUUGACUCUCACAAUCUCAUCCCAAAACUCAUGCCAUUGGCUGUUCAGAGCAUUGAAAUUAUUGAAGGUGAUGGAGGAGCUGGAAGCAUCAGGCAGGUCAACUUUGCUGAAGGUAGCCAAGUGAAGUGCAUCAAGAACCGGAUCGAUGAGCUGGAUGAAAAGAACUUUUCAUACAAAUACAGUUUGAUUGAAGGCGAUGGAUUGAUGGAUAAGCUGGAGAAAAUUACGUAUGAGGCUAAGUUUGAGCCAACAGCAGAUGGUGGUAGCAAAAACAAGAUGAUAAGCACUUACUACACCAAGGGUGAUUUUGUGCUUACUGAAGAGGAAGUUAAGGCUGGCAAGGAAAAGGCCUUGGCUAUGUACAAAGUUGUGGAAGGCUAUCUCAUUCAGAACCCUGAUGCUUAUGCUUGACCAAAAUCUGAUGUUUAUGUCUUUGCAUAUGAUGCUCAAGGGGUUUUCAGUGUCUGCUGUGUUACACUACUCUAGCUUUUAGCUUGGAACUGGCAAUAACUGCCUUAUUAAUAAGGAUUGAAACCCACCCAAAUCUUUGGUGUGGGUUUAGUCAAUGUUUGAAUGUGAUAAGAUUAAGAAUAUUAUGCAAGAAAAAAAUAUUAAUACCCAAUUCAGGUAUC
This is a messenger RNA of Durio zibethinus, 1011 nucleotides long. RefSeq names its product major strawberry allergen Fra a 1-2-like. NCBI's taxonomy places the organism in Eukaryota, Viridiplantae, Streptophyta, Magnoliopsida, Malvales, Malvaceae. Gene Ontology annotation, cellular component: cytoplasm; nucleus. Gene Ontology annotation, biological process: abscisic acid-activated signaling pathway; defense response. Gene Ontology annotation, molecular function: signaling receptor activity; abscisic acid binding; protein phosphatase inhibitor activity. The record is from RefSeq and is a predicted model, not a curated record.